Molecule: messenger RNA, 1389 nt
Organism: Pan troglodytes (chimpanzee)
Lineage: Eukaryota; Metazoa; Chordata; Mammalia; Primates; Hominidae
Gene: LCMT1
Product: leucine carboxyl methyltransferase 1
Exons: 11
Coding region: 180-1184 (334 amino acids)
Biological process (GO): C-terminal protein methylation
Cellular component (GO): cytosol
Molecular function (GO): protein C-terminal leucine carboxyl O-methyltransferase activity
Source: RefSeq, a predicted model, not a curated record
AAGCGGAGAGGUUGCUGUGGUAGCCGGCGUGGGCGGCGUCACUGAGCCGCGCCAGCUGAGCCAGGUAGGGCCCUACCCUCUUCUGUUGCUUUCUCCCUGUGGCUCGCGCCGUCCCCCGCCGCCCGUCGACCCCGCUUCCAUGUCCCUGGCGGACACAGCUCCCAGGAACCUCCACGCCCAUGGCCACUAGGCAGAGGGAAUCCUCUAUCACCUCCUGCUGUUCCACCUCGAGCUGCGACGCAGACGACGAGGGCGUGCGCGGCACCUGCGAAGAUGCUUCCCUGUGUAAGAGGUUUGCAGUAAGCAUUGGCUACUGGCAUGACCCUUACAUACAGCACUUUGUGAGACUGUCUAAAGAGAGGAAAGCCCCUGAAAUCAACAGAGGAUAUUUUGCUCGAGUCCAUGGUGUCAGUCAGCUUAUAAAGGCAUUUCUACGGAAGACAGAAUGUCAUUGUCAAAUUGUCAACCUUGGGGCAGGCAUGGAUACCACCUUCUGGAGAUUAAAGGAUGAAGAUCUUCUCCCAAGUAAAUAUUUUGAGGUUGACUUUCCAAUGAUUGUCACGAGAAAGCUGCACAGUAUCAAAUGCAAGCCUCCCCUAUCCAGCCCCAUUCUAGAACUGCAUUCAGAGGACACACUUCAGAUGGAUGGACACAUACUGGAUUCAAAGAGAUAUGCCGUUAUUGGAGCAGAUCUCCGAGACCUGUCUGAACUGGAAGAGAAGCUAAAGAAAUGUAACAUGAAUACACAAUUGCCAACACUCCUGAUAGCUGAAUGUGUGCUGGUUUACAUGACUCCAGAGCAGUCCGCAAACCUCCUGAAGUGGGCAGCCAACAGUUUUGAGAGAGCCAUGUUCAUAAACUACGAACAGGUGAACAUGGGUGAUCGGUUUGGGCAGAUCAUGAUUGAAAACCUGCGGAGACGCCAGUGUGACCUGGCGGGAGUGGAGACCUGCAAGUCAUUAGAGUCACAGAAAGAACGGCUCCUGUCGAAUGGGUGGGAAACAGCAUCGGCCGUCGACAUGAUGGAGUUGUACAACAGGUUACCUCGAGCUGAAGUGAGCAGGAUAGAAUCACUUGAAUUCCUGGAUGAAAUGGAGCUGCUGGAGCAGCUCAUGCGGCAUUACUGCCUUUGCUGGGCAACCAAAGGAGGAAAUGAGCUUGGGCUGAAGGAGAUAACUUAUUAAUCUGUCGAAGGCUUAUGCCGAGCCAGAAGCCGAAGCCACUUGCCCUCCUGGAGGAGACCUGCAAGCUCCCUGAGCGGUGGGCGGGCCUCGUCCGCAGGCCUCAUCCCACACUCUUGAGAAGCCUCGGUCACUGCAGUGGUCGCACAUGUUCCUCUUCCUGUUCCUGUUGACAUGUCGUUGUUUAAAUAAAUCUCACUUGCCGCCA